Molecule: messenger RNA, 657 nt
Organism: Lampris incognitus (smalleye Pacific opah)
Lineage: Eukaryota; Metazoa; Chordata; Actinopteri; Lampriformes; Lampridae
Gene: cfap107
Product: cilia and flagella associated protein 107
Exons: 4
Coding region: 1-657 (218 amino acids)
Source: RefSeq, a predicted model, not a curated record
AUGAAGAAUGACAAAUGGACCCAACCUGGCUGGAAAAUAGAGCAGAAAUAUUCAAACAAAGUCCUUGUAGGGAACUGGCUGGAUGAACGACUACAGUUCACCCGAGAGCCAACAACAGCCAACAGCACCAGCCGUGUGGACUACCGGCCCCACUGGGACUUCAAGCCAGACGUUUCUGUGAGACGAGCCACCUUUCGGAGAGCUGAGGGACUGCCUUCAAAACUGAUUUUUGGCCACCAUGACACCCCAUCCUCCCAUUACUUGGUCUCCCUGUACGAUGAAAGCUUUGGGCAUAGACACAACUGUGCAUUGCCCCCUCUUCGCACUUGGCACCCAUGUAGCCGAGCAUGGCAACCGGAGAGGUCUGACUACCAAAUUCCUGCCCCUCCAACCAACUUUGGUUUGCUAGAGUCCAAGAAACACUGUUUGGAAAAGGAGCAGUCACACCCCCCACCAAUAAGUGUGUACAGGUCAGAGUACCAAAGCUACCCAUUAAGUGCCCUGUGCCAGGACCGCUUUGCCAGAACGCCAUGCAUGUUCUCCAGCUACCGCCAUGUUGCCAACCACAACAACAAGGACUUGGAUGUGAGACAGCAUGUGUUGCUACAGGUCCCACACUGCCGUUCCGACCAUCUUCCACCAUUACCACAGGCCUAG